AUGUGGUCAUCCUGCUGCAAACCGCGAAGAGCUACCAGUGGUGAAACACAACCACUUCUCCCCCAACAUCAUGAUUACGAUGAAGAUACAGCCCUACAGCAUCAGCUGCAUGAGAAACUGCGCACUUACCAGAUGCUCAAGGCCAUUUGUAGUGGCUACAUGCCGUCCACAUACCAAAUCGUCUCCAACCUACGCGCCAUCCUCGUAUCAAGUCUUCUCAACCCGGAACCUCUUGCUGUUGGAAACACUAGUCGAGAAUUGAUUACGGAUCUCAAGCUUUGCAUUCGUCUGCUCAUAGAUCUUCUACAGGAGAAGAACGGCGAAGAUCAGCUACAAACUGCCAUAUGGCAGCUGUCCAAGUUGAAUGUGGAGAUUGAUACCGCAAGUCUUGCUUCCAGGGGCACACUUGCAAAGGCUCAGGCGGAUACUGCUGCCGUCGACGAUUUGGUUACAAUUGGGCGGAUGGUGUUUGCCGAUACCGCGUCCGCACUGUCUUCCGCAGCUGCCGGAGUUGCGGAAGAAGUGGAACCUUCAGGUGAAGAGAGAGCUAACCUAGGACCAAGCGGCUCAGAAGGCAAUGGAGGCCCAUCAACAGAGAAUUUAGGCCACGACCUGCAGCAAGUUUCCGGAAGCACACUGGAUGUAGUGGGUCAAACGGGUAAAGCUGCAGCUCAAAGCACGGAGGAUAACGUGUUUGGGCACUACAAAAACCCAUUACUCGAUAGACUGAAGAGAACUGUUCAGAACCUACGCCAGCGAGACGACUAUACCACCUCUGUAUCGACCAUCACUCAAUUGAUUAAGCAGUAUGGAAUUAUUUACUCUCGUGCUGUAGGGGAAACGGUCAAUGUUGCUAAGGAAGAGGCUGAAGCAAGCUCAGAGCUUAAGCAGGCAGUUCUAACCCUAUGGAACUUAAUCGGAUCCUUUGGUGACCGCCAAGAAUGGCAGCUUGUUGAACAGAAAUUACGUGUGGUGGUCAAGCACUCUAAGAAAGACACAGAAUUUGAAUCACUGCUGAAAGACAUCGGAAAUUCUCUCCAGGAUCUCUUGACGGACCCUGGCUUUUUCGACUCAGCGGAUGAAAUGGUUGAACUCUUGAAGCAGAAAAGCCGCGGUAUUGGCUCGGAUUCUACUCUUCGUCAGGAUGUGGAUGUAUUUUUACAGCAAUUGAGCCGUGCGCUUUCUUCAGUCCCUGGAGAUAAAGCUGUAGCCAAGCUGAUAGGCGCCGCAAAGAAACUUACGGGUGAUUUAUCCCGAGCCUUCAACGGAAAAGCUCACGCAGUCUCUGAAGACGCUCUCAACGUUUUCCUCCCGACAUUGAUCCGUUCGAUCCAACAUAUACCAAUUCCGAGAUUCGAAGUCUCUGUACCAGAACUAGACUUGCUACUUGAGAAUGUUGUGGUGGAACCAGGCCGCACUUUCCGCUCUUCCUCCUUCUUUCCAUGGAGACUUCUCGUAACGACCCGUAAUGAGCUGGAGGUCCGAAAAGCGCAUUCCAAGGCAGCCAACACGACCAUAAAAAACGUCGUUACUAUAACAAUGAACGGCCUGAGUAUGAGUGCAAGCGAGUUUGGAUAUUGGAUCCGCGUCCACUCACCUCUGUAUAUAUCUUCCUUCAGCGAUGAAGGUAUUGCCAGCUUCUCCCUUGAUGAACGGGGGAUAGAUAUCUCCCUUGACAUCGAGAUUGGACCUGGUCGUAUCGAAAAAUUGGUUUCCCUGCUAGCUGUUCGUGUCCAUAUCCACAAGCUCGACUACACGGUGCACAAAGGCCCACGGUCGUUCAUGUGGUGGAUCCUCAAGCCUUUCCUCAAACACAUGGUCCGCCGCGUUCUAGAGAAGAAGAUCGCCGAGCAGAUUGUUACCGUGGUACAUGUCCUGAAUCGAGAACUUGUUUUUGCGCGCGAGCGCCUACGUGCUACAAGGAUUGCGAAUCCACAGAGUCUGGCUACCUUUGUCCGAGCUAUUUUAACACGCGUGACUCCGAAAAUGGACCCGGAUGUUUAUACCCGGGUCGGAUUUGAUGCCCGAUGCGAAGGGGUUUUCAAGGAUGUGUAUACGCCUGCGAGCGUGAUGAAGAUAUGGAAUGUUGAAGGGAGGAGGGUUGGAGAGGCGGUCCAAAAUGGAGACCAGAGUGGUGGCGUUCAGAUGACGUGGAGGAAUGAUAUAUUUGACGUUGUAUCUCGUUCAUCUCGGAGAUGGAGUUCCUUUGUUUGAUACGCUUUUUUCUCCCGGGUUGUACUAUGGCCCAACACCCUGCAGCCCUUGCUUCUCCCAUCUUUCCCCUCUUUGUAUGUUUAAUUUGACGUCUACACAUUCAUGUUUGGUACCCGCUCCAUCCUCUAAUGAUCGAUGAUCUUCUUGCUUACGGCUCCUACUUUUACACCCGUCUCUGGGGCGGUCUUCCUGAGUUUCGUUGCGAAAAGAAAUCUAAUGGACAUGUGACACAUUUUCCUAUCCACGGUUUCAUGUUCAUUUACCCGUCAACGCGGUAGUAGGCGGCGAUGCAAGCAUGACAUUCUCUAGCGAGUAAUCAAUCGCAUAUCCCUGGUAAAUGUCACACCAACGACACCAACGACACCAGCAUAUAGACACGCCGUGUCCUUUCUAGCCAAUAUCGCUUAAAAUAAUAACAGAAUGAUCAAUCUUAUAACC
Histoplasma capsulatum G186AR is the source of this 2652-nucleotide messenger RNA. RefSeq lists its product as uncharacterized. Gene Ontology annotation, molecular function: lipid binding. NCBI's taxonomy places the organism in Eukaryota, Fungi, Ascomycota, Eurotiomycetes, Onygenales, Ajellomycetaceae. The record is from RefSeq and is a predicted model, not a curated record. The coding region runs from base 1 to 2214 and encodes 737 amino acids. The transcript has 2 exons.